This is a messenger RNA of Cajanus cajan (pigeon pea), 1933 nucleotides long. RefSeq names its product mitochondrial-processing peptidase subunit alpha. Lineage: Eukaryota; Viridiplantae; Streptophyta; Magnoliopsida; Fabales; Fabaceae. Gene Ontology annotation, cellular component: mitochondrion. Gene Ontology annotation, molecular function: metal ion binding; metalloendopeptidase activity. The record is from RefSeq and is a predicted model, not a curated record. Gene Ontology annotation, biological process: proteolysis.
GUUAAAGAGCCCAGAAUCGAAAGACAGCGGAACUUUGUUCUCUCAACUUGUCUACAAUCUUUCAACUCAAACCUCAACUUGUCUACCAUUCUCAACUAUCAAGCUCCAUUGUCAUCAGUCAUGUACAGGAACGUUGCUUCACGUCUUAGGACCUUUAGGGUCCAUUCGUGCAGCAGACUACCUGUCAGAUUUGCCAGUUCUGUUGCCUCGAAACAAUCCUCUUCUGGUUUAUUUGGAUGGCUCACCGGAGAACGAUCCAAUUCUGCACCACCUCUGGAUUUCCCUCUUCCAGGGGCUACACUCCCGCCUUCCUUGCCGGAUUAUAUUGAACCUGCUAAAACUAUUAUUACUACACUCCCGAACGGAGUGAAAAUAGCUUCCGAGACUUUAGUGACUCCUACAGCUUCAAUAGGUUUAUACGUGGAUUGUGGUUCAAUAUAUGAGACCCCUUUAAGUUUUGGUUCUACACAUCUUUUAGAAAGAAUGGCUUUUAAGAGCACUAGAAAUCGGAGUCACUUUCGAAUUGUUCGUGAGAUAGAGGCAAUUGGUGGCAAUGUGCAAGCUUCGGCUUCUAGAGAGCAGAUGGGUUACACUUUUGAUGCUUUAAAGACGUAUAUUCCUGAAAUGGUGGAACUGCUUGUUGAUUGUGUGAGGAACCCUGUGUUUCUUGAUUGGGAGGUUAAUGAGCAGCUUCUAAAAGUGAAAGCUGAAAUUGGUGAAGUUUCCAAAAAUCCUCAAGACUUGCUUUUGGAAGCAAUUCAUUCUGCUGGUUUUUCAGGUGCCUUGGCAAAUCCUCUUUUAGCUUCAGAAUCAGCAGUAAAUAAUCUAAAUGGUACAAUUCUGGAGGAGUUUGUUGCUGAGAACUAUACAGCACCUCGGAUAGUACUUGCAGCUUCUGGUGUUGAACACGGGGAAUUGUUAUCUGUUGCAGAACCUCUUCUGUCUGAUUUACCUAGUGUUCCACGUCCAGAGGAACCAAAAUCAGUAUAUACUGGUGGUGAUUAUAGAUGUCAAAGUGAAUCAGGGAGAACCCAUUUUGCUCUAGCAUUUGAACUUCCUGGUGGCUGGCAUAAGUUGAAGGAUUCUAUGGUUUUGACUGUUCUUCAGAUGCUAUUGGGAGGUGGUGGAUCGUUCUCGGCUGGUGGCCCUGGUAAAGGAAUGUAUUCAAGGCUGUAUCUUAAUGUUCUGAAUGAAUAUCCACAAGUUCAUUCAAUUUCAGCAUUCAACAAUAUUUACAAUAACACCGGCAUUUUUGGUAUCCAAGUUACAACGGGUUCAGAUUUUGUAUCAAAAGCCAUUGAUAUAGCCGCUAAUGAGAUUCUUGCCGUUGCUACUUCUGGACAAGUUGACCAGGUACAGCUAGAUCGAGCUAAACAGGCUACCAAAUCUGCAAUUUUGAUGAAUUUGGAAUCAAGAAUGGUUGUUUCAGAAGAUAUAGGAAGACAAGUUUUGACUUAUGGUGAGAGGAAACCUGUGGAGGAUUUCUUAAAGGCAGUGGAAGAAGUAACCUUGAAGGAUAUCACUUCAAUUUCUCAGAAACUAAUUUCUUCCCCCCUCACAAUGGCAUCAUAUGGAGAUGUUCUUUAUGUUCCAAGCUAUGAAUCAGUGAGCAGCAAGUUCCACUCCAAAUGAGAUUACUUUCAUCCAUCAUAUCAUAUCAAGUCUUCUUGGCAUACAAUCAAGUCUUGUCCGGCUAAAAGGUGUAAAAUUAAAUUAAACUCCUAACUAUCCUUCUUGUAGCCAAUAAAUUAGUGAUUAUGCAGAAGCAGUAUCUGCACAUCUCAUUAUUUCUGGGCACAUAACCAUUAAUAUGAGAGUUCUCGCACGAAUAUUUAUUGGACUGAACUUAAAACUGUUGAUUAUUUUUGGAUUGAAUCCCUUUAGAGAACCAAAUUAUAUUUUUUUGAAUAAAUGUAUUGCUAAUUGAAAUCUA